This is a messenger RNA of Ochlerotatus camptorhynchus, 1446 nucleotides long. RefSeq lists its product as uncharacterized. Bases 1 to 1446 code for a protein of 481 amino acids. The record is from RefSeq and is a predicted model, not a curated record. NCBI's taxonomy places the organism in Eukaryota, Metazoa, Arthropoda, Insecta, Diptera, Culicidae. The transcript is spliced from 4 exons.
AUGAAGCUUUCGGUUCUUUCGGUCGUGUUGACUUUGCUAAUUGGAAAGUGCAGAGGAAAGGGAAUGGAACCAAGUUUUUUCACCAUCGAUAUGAAUGAUAUCCUGAACGAAAAUCUGAUGCCAGCCACUUUUCUGAUGCUGGAAGGUCCAGCUGAUUCGGAGCAACUGCCAGCCGAAGGAAGAACGGAGUCAGUGGCGAAGGAUGCGCCAAACAGUUUGGUAAACCUGACGCUCGAAGAUGGAACUUUUGGGACGGCGUUUUCGACGAUGGGUUUCCACAGAAAAAUGAUCAACAGCUAUCUGUGCAACGGCUUCGUUGCCAACCAGAUCAUGUCGGAGGUGAUGCCUGGCACUUUCGGAAUAUCCAGACGAGUUGGAACCAGUCUAAUGGUUGCGGAAAAUCCAUCGUCCAAGGAUGCAAUGCUCUUCGAUCAGGGAUCUUCUGGUUACGUUGAUUGGUUGUCAAAAUCGACCACCUUCGACGACAUCUACCGGAACUACCUUUCGCCUUCGAUGUCCGUGAACAACACCGAUCUCUCCAAUCACCGUUCGGACGGGACCCCCAUCUCGAACCCUCGAACCGGUGAGGAGGAGUACUUCGAUGAAGGAGUCAUCACAGGAUACGCCGUUCAGCAAUCCGAUCCCCAUCCGCAAAUUAUGCAACCUGCCCAGCCACCCUACCACGGAGGCUACAACCCGUAUCAACAACCACGCCAACCAUACAAUCCCAACCCAUAUCAACAUCCCAAUCCCCCACCUCCUCAGUAUUCUCCUCAACCGGCCGCCAGUCAAAACCAUCACCACCAGUAUGAACUGCUCCAGGGGGAAACUCCGUACGACAGUGCCCGCGGAGACUACUCCUACCAUCCGGCAAUCGAAUUCGAAGAGAAGAGUAUCGGCAAGGGUCUGGGUCUGAAGGACCUGUUCGAUAUUGCCCUCACCACACUGGCAUUCCUCUCCUUCGGAAUGUUCAUCCUGCAGGUGAUCAUGUGCAUUACGAUGACCAAAAGCGACGCCAACAUGAUGAUGAUUCCGGUUGACGGGGACGUGGACGGAGAUGGGUCGGUGGAAGUGCGGAGAAGAACUGCCCGGUCCCUGCUGGAUAUGGAAAGUGCUCGACUCAGGGAGAUCAACGACAUCGCCCGCCGAGUGCUGGAUUCAAUGGAUGCCGCAGUGUUUGCGAAACGUGACGACGGGCAGUGCGUGCAGCGGGAGAUUUGCGAGAGUCACCACUUUUCGAAGGAGUUGAAGUACACCAGACGGUACUGGAUCGCUGUUUGGAAUUUGGGAGUGAGCUGGCUGACGGGGAACAUGGUUGAUGGGCAGGUGAGCUCCGGAGCUAUUCUCGGGUGCCUGCGAGCUAUGCUGAUUGGAUUGGGAGGAGGAAACUGUGACAAAGUGUAUGCUUGCAAUGGGAUCAAGAGAAGCAAGUUUAAGAAUUAUUAA